Molecule: messenger RNA, 1632 nt
Organism: Photinus pyralis (common eastern firefly)
Lineage: Eukaryota; Metazoa; Arthropoda; Insecta; Coleoptera; Lampyridae
Exons: 3
Coding region: 184-639 (151 amino acids)
Molecular function (GO): odorant binding
Source: RefSeq, a predicted model, not a curated record
UUACGAACGCACCAACAAAUUUCUAUAGAGUGGAUUACUCUGGGGAUUUGGCUUGUAUUUUACCAGUAAGUGGUGGUCAUCAGUUCAAGAUAUGAUUACCGUUGUUGGAAUGUCAUCGCUUUAAAAAAGCAUGCCAUACGUACCUAGUUAUUAUAACUACGAAUUGGAAAGAUUCAAAUAUGGAUGGAAGGUUUCGUUAAAUUCCUGUUCGUCGCAGUUUCAUUCAAUCAGAUUUUUGGAGAAACGAAGUAUGAAAUUUCUCUCGACAAUAACGAUUUGGAGUGCAUAAAGGAACUCGCACUAGUGAAGGAGGUAGUCUUAUCCUCAUUUGGAGAAAAUUUUAAAGUGGACGAGGGUAACAGGGAUAAUUACGAAUUUAUGAAGUGCUCGUUUCGCAAGUCGGGCUACAUCACCGACAAUAACCACAUUAACGUGACCGGUAUAAGGAAGUGGUUAAGUCAAUGGGAUUUAAGAGAUUUACACCAGGAGCUCGAAGUAAAUAACGUCAAAGAUCUGAAUGUGCUUAUCGACGAGUGUUUGAAGAAGUGUGUUGUAAACGAGUACUUCAACGAAGACGAAAUUGCACUUAAAACUUAUAACUGCUUGCUUGAUUGCUUGUUAUGGAAACGUUUAUAUUAGUAUAAUGCCAGUAGGCAGGUUACAUAAUUUAGUAGGCAUUAAAUUUAUUGGAUCAUUCUCUUUGAUAUAAACCUCUAAUAAUGGUGUUCAUGAAUCGUUCAGUAUGUUUCUUUGAUAUAUAAAUUUCACGACUAGCACUGGACUUUAUAAUCAAUAAUAUUUAUUAAUUUCCGUGGAUAACGUUGCAAUGUAUAGGAUGCGUCAUAUAGAUGCAUCCUAUAUACAAUUUUAUAUAGCAUAUAAACACUGACAUUCACGUAAAUCAAUAGGGAAUAAAGACAAUUCAAAAUCAGGUAGGUAGGUACUCUUUUAGGCUGUUUUUUCUUUGGUUCAUUCCCACCUACAGUAUGGUGUAACAUUAUGGGGGAAUUCCUCCAAAGUAAACAAGAUAUUUAUAUUGCAAAAAAAAAAAAAUUCGUAUCAUAGUAGGAGCCGAAUAUCUUGCUCAUUGUCAACCAUUUUUCAAGGAAUUACGUAUCAUGCCGCUACCAUGUAUUUUCAUUUACGCAACAUUAUUGGAUAUACAUAAAAACAAGCGUCACUUUGCAACAAAUGACUAUUCUCAUAAUUACGGUACUCGAGGCGCAAAAAAUAUAAGGGUUCCUUAUUACAGAUUAAGCAAAUCAAAAAAUAAUAGUCCAAGAGUUGUACAAACUAUCUUCCAGAUCCUGUUAAAUGUCAACAAUUCAAUCAGUUUAAAAAUACUAUUAAGAACCAUCUUCUGAACCACUGCUUUUACUCUGUAAGCGCAUACCUAAACACACCCUGUGAUUUAAUGUAAAAUACCUUCUACUGUUUUAAAAAAUGUACUAUUGUUAAUGAAUUAGUUAAUGAAUAAUUUUAUUGUUGUAUUAUACUUGCAUGUAUCAAUGUAUUUGUUUGUUAUUUUAUGUACCUAUAUGUGUAUUUUUUUUUAUUGGAUGCUAUGUGUCAAUGACGUGUCGAAGCCAAGGAUUGGUGGAAUGACAAAUAAAGAUUAUUAUUAUUUUAAAA